AUGUCAGUGGGAGCUGGGAAGGAGGGAGUGGGGCGAGCAGUUGGGCUCAGAGGCAGCAGAGGCUGCCAGGCGGUAGAGGAAGACCCUUUUCUGGACUGCGGGGCUUACGCGGGACAAGGCGGUGGCGGGCGCCGGAGGCUGCCGCAGCCUGCGUGGGUGGACGGGCUCAACUCCAGGGAGCAGGCGACUUGCACCGGCUGCAUGGAUCUGCAAGCCUCGUUGCUGUCCACUGGCCCCAAUGCCAGCAACAUCUCCGAUGGCCAGGAUAAUCUCACAUUGGCGGGGUCACCUCCUCGCACAGGGAGUGUCUCCUACAUCAACAUCAUUAUGCCUUCAGUAUUUGGUACCAUCUGUCUCCUGGGCAUUGUGGGAAACUCCACAGUCAUCUUUGCCGUGGUGAAGAAAUCCAAGCUACACUGGUGCAGCAACGUCCCUGAUAUCUUCAUUCUCAACCUCUCCGUGGUAGAUCUGCUCUUCCUGCUGGGCAUGCCUUUCAUGAUCCACCAGCUCAUGGGUAAUGGUGUCUGGCACUUUGGGGAGACCAUGUGCACCCUCAUCACAGCCAUGGAUGCCAACAGUCAGUUCACCAGCACCUACAUCCUGACCGCCAUGGCCAUUGACCGCUACUUGGCCACCGUCCACCCCAUCUCCUCCACCAAAUUUCGGAAGCCCUCCAUGGCCACCCUGGUGAUCUGCCUCCUGUGGGCUCUCUCUUUCAUUAGCAUCACCCCUGUGUGGCUCUAUGCCAGGCUCAUCCCCUUCCCAGGGGGUGCUGUGGGCUGUGGCAUCCGUCUGCCAAACCCAGACACUGAUCUCUACUGGUUCACUCUGUAUCAGUUUUUCCUGGCCUUCGCCCUUCCAUUUGUGGUCAUCACCGCUGCGUACGUGAAAAUACUACAGCGCAUGACGUCUUCGGUGGCCCCAGCCUCUCAACGCAGCAUCCGGCUUCGGACAAAGAGGGUGACCCGCACAGCCAUUGCCAUCUGUCUGGUCUUCUUUGUGUGCUGGGCGCCCUACUACGUGCUGCAGCUGACCCAGUUGUCCAUCAGCCGCCCAACCCUCACAUUUGUCUACCUGUACAACGCAGCCAUCAGCUUGGGCUAUGCUAACAGCUGCCUCAAUCCCUUUGUGUACAUAGUCCUCUGUGAGACCUUUCGAAAACGCUUGGUGUUGUCAGUGAAGCCUGCGGCCCAGGGGCAGCUUCGCACGGUCAGCAAUGCUCAGACAGCUGAUGAGGAGAGGACAGAAAGCAAAGGCACCUGACAAUUUCCCAGUCACCUCCAAGUCAGGUCACCGCAUCCAACCGUGGGGAGAGAUACUGAAAUAAACCCGAGGCUACCCUGGGAGAAUGUAGAGGAAGCUGGAGGCUGGGGGCUUGUGGCAAACACAUUCCA
Molecule: messenger RNA, 1394 nt
Organism: Grammomys surdaster
Lineage: Eukaryota; Metazoa; Chordata; Mammalia; Rodentia; Muridae
Gene: Mchr1
Product: melanin concentrating hormone receptor 1
Biological process (GO): neuropeptide signaling pathway
Cellular component (GO): membrane; neuron projection
Molecular function (GO): neuropeptide binding; melanin-concentrating hormone receptor activity
Source: RefSeq, a predicted model, not a curated record